Thunnus maccoyii (southern bluefin tuna) is the source of this 1240-nucleotide messenger RNA. Its product is annotated as kallikrein-1-like. Gene Ontology annotation, molecular function: serine-type endopeptidase activity. Bases 66 to 848 code for a protein of 260 amino acids. NCBI's taxonomy places the organism in Eukaryota, Metazoa, Chordata, Actinopteri, Scombriformes, Scombridae. The record is from RefSeq and is a predicted model, not a curated record. The transcript is spliced from 5 exons. Gene Ontology annotation, biological process: proteolysis.
CUUGAUAUAAAAAGAUGAAGCAUCAGCCAGUGAGCCAUACGGAGUAAUCCACAUCCAAAGGGACCAUGAUGAAGAGCUGUUUUGUUCUUAUUCUGCUGCUUGCUGGUGCUGCAUCAGGGGCCAUCGAGAAGAGGAUCGUUGGGAGUCAAUCCUGUAACAAGGAGAGGCAGUACCAUGUCGAGAUAGACACUGUCAAAGGGGGGAGACCCUGUGGAGGAGCUCUGCUCAACACCCGCUGGGUCAUCACUGCUUCUCACUGCGCAGAACGGCUUGUGACACUGAAGUUUGCCUUAAACUAUGAUGAGUCAAUUUUUAAGUCAAUAAAAUCCUUCUUUAAAGGAAAGUCCGUAAAAACAGAGCAAAAAAUCGCGGAAAAGCAACAGUUUACCUUCAAAGGCGAAGAUGAGCAAGUCCACGACAUCAUGCUCAUAAAACUGAACGAGGAUGUGUCCCCUAAACUUCCCACCAUCCAACUUCCUACCGCUGAGUGUAAGAGGCCCGAGCUGAAACAGCAGGUUGAAAUUGGAGGCUGGGGAGCAAAGACGGCCGACCCAAAAAAUACCAAAGACCCCAAAAAGCUGAAGUGUGCCAACACAGAGAUUGCUGAGUGUCAUGAAAAUGAUAAACCUGAUGGGAAAUACUUCAGUGAUGAAGCUACCACCAUGUGUGCCUUUAAAUCUGGCGUGGAGUCCUGUGCUGGUGAUGCAGGUACAGCUGUGGAGUAUAAUGAUAUCUUGUAUGGGGUCGUUGUCAGCGAACCUGUUGAUACGUGUGCAAAAACGAUUGUAAUGCUGGAUAUCUGUUACUACCUCAAGUGGAUUGAAGAAACCAUGCGCGACAAUGCAUGAGUAAACCGGUUAACAGGUUAAGACCGAGACCACAAACGGACUUAAAAAGUAAAUAUCAAUCUUAUAUUUUUUCAUUUAUAAGCAUUAUUACUUGUCAAACCAAUUUAAUUAUGUCAGUAGUUGACUUUAGAGUAAAACUGAAACGAUUACAGGAGAGUUAAUGCCAGCUGGUUUUGUACUCAACGUUGUGUAGAUAAAAUAUUUUAUAAUUGAAGCAAACAAAAUGUUUUAAAGAUAUCUGUAAUCCAAUUCUCUCUUUUUCUCAUCUUUUUCAAUAUAUGAUUGAAAUGAAAAGCAUGAUUUGGAUAUUCCCAUAUUAUAACCAUUCUUCUCCCACUAUACAGUCGGUAAAUCCAUUUUUUUCCAUGAAUAAAAAGAUGUGAUUUCCCACA